Pelagomonas calceolata is the source of this 1148-nucleotide messenger RNA. The record is from the annotation of a GenBank genome assembly. NCBI's taxonomy places the organism in Eukaryota, Pelagophyceae, Pelagomonadales, Pelagomonadaceae.
CAGCUACGAGUUCGACGCGACCGCAAAACGCCUCAAACGCCGGCACCAGGCACGCAUUGCUGGAACACGCACGAUCGCGCGACCUGCCACCUACCAUAUCACAGACUGCUGCCGAGAAAAGCGCCAACCAAGCCCCCAGGGCUCUUAUUUGACACCUGGGCUGCUGAGAGCAGUUUCAAAACGCGGACGGCGACGCAAAACCAUGCCGGUAGACUACUCCAAGUUCGACGCCAUCGAAGAUAGUGAUGAAGAGAAAGAUACAAAGGACGACAAGAAGAUCAAAAAGGCCGCCUCGACACCGAUCAAACACGUAAAAUGCGCGAACUGCGGCGACACCGAGGCCGUGCUCAAGGCCUGCCAGCGCUGCAAGAAGGUCGCCUACUGCGGCGCCCGAUGUCAAAGGGACGACUGGCGCUUCCACAAGCGCGUGUGCUGCCCGCCCAAAGACGCGAAAAAGAAGGAACCUCCCACAAAGCCGAAGCCGCCGAAGAAGACCACACCUGCAAAGGUGGAAUCGUCGGAUGACGACGACGACGAGCCCCUGACGUGGUACAAGCACCGCGAGACCAAACUCCCAGACUCGAACGUGCAACACGUCAAGCUGCCGUCGACGCCUUCGGAAGAGUCUCUGAACAGGAAGGACUCGGCCGGAAGUGCGUGGAACGCGGCGGGCACGUGGGAGGAGCGCGACGCCCUGCCGAAGGUGCGCGAGCGCAUUGAAACUGUGGUCAAGCGCGUGCCAGACCGGGACUUUGGGUCCGGCGUGAUCAGUGUGGAUCGGGUGAAGAGCGUGACCGGCGACGCGUCGGUCGGCGUCAUUCGCGGCAAGGCGCGCCAGUUCCUCGACGUGAAGAUCGAAGUGGCCUUCCGGGUCCGCGUCGGCGGCGACGACCAGGCCUACAAGGGCACGCUGACGCUGAAGGACUACUCGGCGGACGCAGCCACCGAACCCGUGGACGUCGAGGUGAAGUUCUCCGACGCGGCGCGCGUCCCGGCGCACGUCUGCGACGCCGUCCGCGGCGCGCUGGGGCACACGGGCGCCGUCGAGGCGGGCGCGACCGGGACCUUCGCGCGGGACGUCGUCGGCGCGCUCGCGGCGGAGCUCCUGCCGGGGCUCAAGGACCUCUAGUGUAAUUUUAAUUUAGUAC